GCUGGAGAGCUGGGCAGAGAGGAACCUGAUGAGGUUUCACAAGUGCAAGAGAGGGGUCCUGCAUGUCCAGUGCGGACGUCAGCACACACAGCGGCACCCGGUUACACGAGGCCGCAGCACUCACCCCGUUCACCACAGCCCGGGAGGCGGGAGCUGCGGGCGCGGCCCGCAGGGCGUCCCGGAGCGGAGGAGGCGACUGCGGCCCGGUACUCGGUUCCGGGGCGCUCCGGGUCGGGGGAAGCCGGAGGAAGGGACCGCUCUCCGGUGCCGGCGGAAGGGGCGGCGCAGCGGCCGUAUGGGCGCCGCGUGGGGCCGUGCGGCGCGGCUCGGGUUGCCCGCGGCGGUGCGGGCGGCGGCCCCGCCGUGCGCACGGCUGCGUGGCGGGAGGGCCGCACCCGUGCCGGGCCCGCUGCUGCUGGCGGCGGCGGCUCUGUCGCCCCGCGGCCCCGCGCCGCGCCUCGCUCCUCACUUCCUGCUCGCAGGGGCGGGGCGAGGCCCCUGGAACUGCGGCGGCGAGGCGGGAGCGCGUUCCGUCACCGACCUCUGUGGGGAGCAGCCGUCCGCAAUGCCCGCCGCCGGGCCCGCCGCCAGCCCCGCCGAGCCGCAGGCGCCCGCGGCCGCCGAGCCGCUCCGCCGCGGCCGCCGGAGGAAGCCGAAGGAGGACGCCAAGGGGAAGAAGCCGAAGCGGCGCGAGAAGCUGAAGCGGCGCGGUAAGGCGGAGGGCGAGCAGAGCGCGCCGGAGGAGAGUGGGCCGGGCGACGGCGGGCUGCUGCAGCCGCCCUCGGCCAAGAAGGCGAAGAAGAGCGCGGAAGGGAACGGCGCGGCCGAGCAGAACGGGUCUGCACCCGCAUCCGGACACGGCGAGGCACCCGCGGCCGAGGAGCCCGGCAGCGACGCUGAGGAGCUGACAGAAGAAGCCAGAGAAGGCGCUUUCUCCAAUUUUCCUCUCUCCCCAAGCACCAUCAACUUGCUCAAAGCUCGAGGUGUAAAAUACCUGUUUCCUGUGCAAGUGAAGACUUUUCAGCCCAUAUAUGAUGGCAAAGACCUGAUUGCUCAGGCUCGGACAGGAACUGGGAAAACAUUUUCUUUUGCUAUUCCACUGACUGAAAAGCUUCAGAGUGUCUCACAAGAUGAGAAAAGAGGCCGUUCACCAAAGGUGCUGGUUCUGGUUCCAACCAGGGAACUGGCCAUUCAGGUCGCCAAGGACUUCAAGAAUCUCACAAGGAAACUCUCAGUGGCAUGUUUUUAUGGAGGAACUCCGUAUAAAGCGCAGUUUGAUCUCCUUAAAAAUGGUAUUGAUAUUCUUGUGGGAACUCCUGGACGGAUCAAAGACCACAUUCAGAAUAGCAAGCUGGACCUUUCCAACGUGAAGCAUGUUGUUUUGGAUGAAGUUGAUCACAUGUUAGACAUGGGCUUUGCUGAACAAGUAGAAGAAAUCUUAGGAUUUGCUUAUAAGAAGGGUUCUGAGAACAGCCCUCAGACAUUGCUGUUUUCUGCAACUUGUCCACGCUGGGUAUACGACGUGGCAAAAAAAUACAUGAAAGGUGAAUAUGAACAGGUAGACCUGAUUGGAAAGAAGACUCAGAGGACUGCCACGACUGUGGAACACUUGGCUAUACAGUGUCGCUCGUCUCAGAGAGCAGAAGUUCUUGGGGAUAUCAUUCAGGUCUACAGUGGAAGCCAUGGGAGGACGAUUGUCUUCUGUGAGACAAAAAAGGAAGCAAAUGAGUUGGCUUUGAAUUCUGCGCUCAAACAGGAAGCCCAGUCAUUGCAUGGUGACAUUCCACAGAAGCAGAGAGAAGUUACACUAAAAGGCUUUAGAAAUGGUGUGUUUGAGGUUCUGAUUGCAACCAAUGUAGCUGCCCGUGGCUUGGAUAUUCCUGAAGUUGACCUGGUUAUACAAUGCUCACCACCAAAAGACGUCGAUUCCUACAUCCAUCGUUCUGGACGCACGGGUCGAGCUGGCCGGACAGGGAUCUGUAUUUGUUUCUAUCAGAGGAAGGAAGAAGACCUUCUGAAGCAGGUUGAGCAGAAAGCGGGAAUUACGUUUAGGCGUAUCGGUGUUCCAUCUGCUACAGAUAUAAUUAAAGCUUCCAGUGAUGAUGCUAAGAAGUGUUUAGAUGCCGUUCCUCCUUCUGCAAUAGACUACUUCAGGCAGUCAGCUCGAGAGCUCAUAGAGGAGAAAGGGGCAGUUGAUGCCCUGGCAGCAGCUCUAGCCCAUAUUUCUGGGGCAUCUUCCAUACAGCAGCGCUCCUUACUCAACUCAACCGCGGGCUUUGUGACCAUGGUGUUACAGUGCUCGAUAGAGAUGCGCUCCAUGAGCUAUGCCUGGAGAGGGCUGAAGGAGCAGCUUGGAGAGGAAAUAGAUGGCAAGAUAUCUGCAAUGCGUUUCCUCAAGGGGAAGACGGGGGUGUGCUUCGAUAUCCCUGUGGAUGAGCUGAGUCACAUACAGGAGCAGUGGCGGGACACGCGGCGCUGGCAGCUGGCGGUGGCCAAGGAGCUGCCCGAGCUGGAGGAGCAGCCACAGGACGCGAGCCGCGGGCCGCCGCGCUUUGGCGGCUUCAAGAAGAACGGAAGGUUCGGCGGCUGGAAGCAGGGCCGGCCGCCCGGCAGGGCCCUCGAGUAACCGCGGGACUGACCGUGUUUUUUACCCACAAGUAAAGAGCCGUUGGACACUC
Gallus gallus (chicken) is the source of this 2678-nucleotide messenger RNA. Its product is annotated as nucleolar RNA helicase 2-like. Lineage: Eukaryota; Metazoa; Chordata; Aves; Galliformes; Phasianidae. Gene Ontology annotation, molecular function: RNA helicase activity; ATP binding; RNA binding. The record is from RefSeq and is a predicted model, not a curated record. The coding region runs from base 29 to 2626 and encodes 865 amino acids. The transcript is spliced from 15 exons.